This is a messenger RNA of Asterias rubens (European starfish), 606 nucleotides long. RefSeq lists its product as uncharacterized. The record is from RefSeq and is a predicted model, not a curated record. NCBI's taxonomy places the organism in Eukaryota, Metazoa, Echinodermata, Asteroidea, Forcipulatida, Asteriidae. Bases 130 to 510 code for a protein of 126 amino acids. The transcript is spliced from 4 exons.
GAAAGCUGAUAGUCCACCACAUAAGGCACUGCAGGAAAUAGUCCUCAACCAAACCUUCCUCAAGAAGAUUCCCUACUAUGUAAAUUUUCGCAAACUGGCAAGCUUGAAUCCUUCCACAAUAAUAUUCUGAUGUACUGUUCUAAGCGGUUUGCCUACAGUGGUCCAGUGUACAAGGCACGAAAUCAGUUGGCAGCAAUUGAUUACACAAAGCAUCUUCACAGGAAACAGCGGAAAAAUGCUCAGGGAAAGCUCCAGUACCACCGAGUCUACUCCAAGCACAGCAAGACUUGGGUAGUGAAGCCUGUUCUGGAAACCAAAAAGUACAUGUACAUCAAAAACCUGAUGACAAGAGUAUUCCAAGGCAGACUCAAUGACAGCGAGCCACUAAGCCGGAAAUCUGUUAUCCCAGAGGGCGAUGCUAGACUGAUUUCUACUACAAUUGCUCCCAUGCCUCCACCCCCAACAGAACAAUUGGUCAAACAGCGUCAGACAAGAUUUCCCAAAAAGUGAAUAACAACAUGAGUUGCUGUGCCAGAAAGAUUUAUAUUCAUAUUUGGGGAACAAUACUACACCCAACAAAGCAAUUCAAGUUAUUUAAAGGGGGGG